AAACAGGAGAAGCAGAUAGAAGAGCAGUGGGACCAAUAAAACAUGUCCAUAUCAAGGACAAAGAUGGAUCUUUUUUGCAUCUUCAUCUUGGCAUCCAUGAUUGCCGAAAGCAGUCAGUUAACAUGCCAAAGUGACCUUCGACGUCCAGAAUACAACGACAUCUUCGUUACUUGUGGCACAUCCACAAUCGAACUGGCAAUCCUAAUGUGCCCUGUUGUCUACACCGGCUACAAUGAGUCUCUGCUCAUCCUCAACCAUGUGUACGACAAACCGGAGUGUAAAGGAACCCUGGACGAGACGGUCAACCCGCCGGUGGUCAGGUUCAGCUUCCCCAUCAACAAGACCUCCGCCUGCGACAGCACCUUCCUGACCACCAGUGCAGCCGGAACAGGAAUCUUUGCCGACUUCUCCAACAUCCAGACAGUUAAUGUCAGUGGCGUGGUGCGUUCUCAUGAUCCCACUACAGGCGUGGUCACCUACAACGCUGAGCUGAAAUAUUACUAUUCCUGUGCUUACCCUCUGGAGUAUUUGCUCAACAACACCCAGAUAGAUGUGUCAGCGUCUUCCAUCGCAGUGCGGGACAACAAUGGAAGCUUCAUCAGUACUUUGAGUCUGGAACUGUUCAGUGAUGAAAAUUACACCCAACCUCUGGUCAUACCGCCGCUGGGUUUAGAGCUGAGGACCAACGUCUACGUCCAGGUCAAAGCCGACAACCUGACCGAUCAGUACCACGUCCUCAUGGACCGAUGCUACGCCUCCAUCUCUCCUCAUCCCACAAACUCCACUUUCUUCAACCUCUUCGUCUCGUGCUCUAAGGACCAGAUGACCACCAUUUACAUGAACGGGGACAGUCACAACGCUCGCUUCUCCUUCCAGGCCUUCAGGUUUGUGGAGCAGCAGAAUGAAACCGUGUCUACCUACUACCUACACUGUAUCACCAGACUGUGUGAGACCAGCACCUGCGCCGACUUUAAGCAAUGCAGCAGCAGGAGGAAAAGAAGCAUUCGUUCCACUGGAGUUUUAGAAGCCACCACCCUCACCUCUGAGAUCCCCAUCAUCACCAGUAACGACAAUUCAGUGGAGUCUAAAGAAGAAGCUGUGUCCGGCAGUUACUCUGAAUCCGACUCCAGGAUGGGUCUGGGCAUCGCUGUGGGCGUCCUCACCCUGGCUGUCAUUGUUGUCGUAAGCGUGGCGUUUGUCCUCUACAAAAGGAUCAGACGCUUUUGAAGGGAAGAAGCACCUGUACACACAAGUACACACACAAUAAGGAGUGGCAUUCUUUGGUGUACUGAAGACGUUCACACAAUAACGGUAGAACGGGACUAAGCUCAGCAGAAUAUUGGUCUUAUUUUAAGUUUUAUCAUGUAGCAUUGUGUGUUUGGUUUUGUGUUUUUUUUUUCUCUUAUGGUUGUAGCUCUACUAGUAAAUAUGCAAAGAGAGGAGAGACGCCUUUGCACAAAGAGU
Messenger RNA from Sphaeramia orbicularis (orbiculate cardinalfish), 1464 nucleotides. Its product is annotated as zona pellucida-like domain-containing protein 1. The record is from RefSeq and is a predicted model, not a curated record. The coding region runs from base 43 to 1227 and encodes 394 amino acids. Lineage: Eukaryota; Metazoa; Chordata; Actinopteri; Kurtiformes; Apogonidae. The transcript is spliced from 11 exons.